Messenger RNA from Uranotaenia lowii, 1114 nucleotides. RefSeq names its product carbonic anhydrase 2-like. NCBI's taxonomy places the organism in Eukaryota, Metazoa, Arthropoda, Insecta, Diptera, Culicidae. The transcript has 3 exons. The record is from RefSeq and is a predicted model, not a curated record. The coding region runs from base 1 to 849 and encodes 282 amino acids. Gene Ontology annotation, cellular component: cytoplasm. Gene Ontology annotation, molecular function: zinc ion binding; carbonate dehydratase activity.
AUGGAACGAGCUACAGCCGCCUUAGGGCUCACUCUGCUGACCCUUGCUCGAAGUAAUUCCAAUGGUUCAAGUGAAUACGAUUACAGUCAGAAGGGCAAAAACUUUGGUGAAAUCGAUGCGCGGUGUAAUGGGUAUCUUCAAAGUCCCAUCCGGUUGGAAACGAAAACUUCAGUCAGUCCCACCGAAUCUCCACAACUUAUUUUAGAAGGAUAUGCCAUGAAUCCCGCUCAAGUAGUUGUACUCAACGAUGGAAAAACAGCUUCCUACAGCUUUCAAUAUGCCAACGAUCGCAACAUCGUAGCCCGUGGAGGCCCCCUGCAUGGCAAUUAUGUCUUCGCCGGCUUGCACUUCCACUGGGGAACACACUCUCAUCGGGGAGCAGAACAUAAGGUUGACAGACUAACCUACGCCGCCAUGGAGAUGCAUCUGGUGUUCUUCAAUCAGAGAUACGGGAGCUUCGAGAACGCCCAAAAUAAAACACACGGACUAGCAGUAUUGGGCGUACUCUUCUGCAGAAAGCUAAUUAGAGAUCCACACUAUCGCUGGAUCGACGCUUUGAAUCGGGUUCAAAACGCACCGAGCACUUACACAUUACCGGAUCCGACGGCGUUCAACAUUAAAAGGCUGAUCGGAUCCCGUCGGCGGCCUUACUUCUCGUAUCAGGGAAGUUUGACGACACCUCCGUGCCACGAAACCGUCACCUGGAUCGUGCAGAAGAAACCUCUACCAAUCACCGAGAAUCAGUUGAAUGUGUUCCGAUCAUUGAGGCAAACGAAUGGUGAACCGCUGGUGGAUAACUACCGGAAACUGCAGCACCGGAACGGACGACACGUUUAUCUUUACCAGUGAGUUGAUAGCCUUUAGAAAGGCCUCCAAAAAAUGCCUAGGCCAUAAACGAGCAGAACUAUUCUUUGUCGAUACAGCAAAGUGUAUAGUAAUUUAGCCAAAGGCUUUGGUGUAGUGGGGAAAUUUAAAUUCUUCUAUGCCAAGGUCCAUAAAAUGGAACUCAAGUUAGAUCAAGAUCAGUUGGAUCUCAGUGAGUCUUGUUGUAGCUUCAGGAAAUCCAUUUACUGAAAACUAAGUGUACAAGUGUUGUAGUUCGGGAGGUUAUAAC